Prunus armeniaca (apricot) is the source of this 1593-nucleotide messenger RNA. Lineage: Eukaryota; Viridiplantae; Streptophyta; Magnoliopsida; Rosales; Rosaceae. The record is from the annotation of a GenBank genome assembly.
AUGGCGAGGAACUGGGUUGCACUGGUUCUGAUUUGUGUGGUUCUCUCCGGGGACUUUUCAUCCGCAUCAGCCAGUUCUCCUGCAAAAAUUGUAACUGGGGUUGUCUCCAAUGUGGUCUCUGCUCUUGUCAAAUGGCUUUGGUCACUCAAAUCCACCACCAAAACCGGCACAGCUGUUUCUGGCCGUUCGAUGGUGAAAUUUGAGGGUGACUAUACGGUGGAUACGGUGUUUGAUGGAAGUAAGCUUGGAAUUGAACCACACACAGUUGAAGUAUCCCCAAGUGGAGACCUUCUGGUGUUGGAUUCUGAAAAUAGCAACAUCUACAAGAUCUCAACGCCAUUGUCUCGGUAUAGCCGACCCAAGCUGAUUGCUGGAUCACCUGAAGGGUACUCUGGGCAUGUGGAUGGGAGGCCAAGAGAAGCAAGAAUGAACCACCCCAAAGGGCUGACUGUGGAUGACAGAGGAAAUAUUUAUGUUGCAGACACAAUGAAUAUGGUUAUCAGGAAGAUAAGUGAUGCCGGGGUCACGACAAUUGCUGGUGGAAAAUGGGGCAGAGGAGGUGGUCAUGUUGAUGGUCCAAGUGAAGAUGCAAAGUUUUCUAGUGAUUUUGACGUGGUAUACAUUGGCAGUAGCUGCUCUCUUUUGGUUAUAGACAGAGGAAACCAGGCAAUUCGAGAGAUCCAACUCCACUAUGAUGACUGUACUGACAGCUACGAUGGCAGUUUCCAUUUAGGAAUAGCAAUGCUGAUUGCAGCUGCCUUCUUUGGUUACAUGCUGGCAUUGCUGCAGCGUAGGGUGCAAGCAAUGUUUUCUUCAGAUGAGGAUCGAAGAACUCCUAUGAAGAGAGAUGCACCAAUGGCACCAUAUCAGAGGCCUCCUAAAUCUAUCAGGCCCCCUUUAAUUCCACCUGAAGAUGAACCAGAAAAACUAGAUGAUGGUUUCUUUGGUUCACUAGGGAAGAUUGCCGUUAACACUGGCUCAUCUGUGGCUGAAAUCUUGGGGGGGUUGUUUAUGGGAUUUAGAAGAAAGCCUAUGCAUUAUCAGAUUCAGCAGCAGUAUCAUCAAGCUAACAAACAUUCAAAUGCAUGGCCUAUGCAAGAGAGCUUUGUGAUUCCAGAUGAAGAUGAGCCGCCGUCAAUAGAAACCAGAAGCCCAACCCCAAAGAAAACCUACCCCUUCAUGACCAAAGACCUGGAGAAGUCCCACCAUUUGAAGCAAAGUCAAGCGUACUAUAAUUCAUGGGAUGGUGAAUAUCACCAACAGCAACAACAUCAGAUGCAGAUGCAGAUGCAGCAGCAGCAGCAGCAACAACAACAACAUCAGAUGCAGAUGCAGCAACAGGAACAACAUCAGAUGCAGAUGCAGCAGCAACACCGACAGCAGCAGCAUCACAGGCAAUACUCAUCAAGCCCGAAAACAUUCUACGAGAAGAGCAGCGAGACAAAUGAGAUUGUGUUUGGGGCAGUUCAAGAACAGGAUGGACGACGUGAAGCCGUGGUGAUAAAGGCUGUAGACUAUGGAGAUUCGAGAUACAGUCACCACAACAUUCGACCGCGCUUCAACUAUAUGGGUUAUAAUUCCUCUGGUUAUUGA